This is a messenger RNA of Phyllopteryx taeniolatus (common seadragon), 5394 nucleotides long. It is a transcript of the gene gak, whose product is annotated as cyclin G associated kinase. The transcript has 29 exons. Bases 201 to 4085 code for a protein of 1294 amino acids. Lineage: Eukaryota; Metazoa; Chordata; Actinopteri; Syngnathiformes; Syngnathidae. Gene Ontology annotation, molecular function: AP-2 adaptor complex binding; protein serine/threonine kinase activity; ATP binding. Gene Ontology annotation, biological process: protein phosphorylation; positive regulation of Notch signaling pathway; regulation of clathrin-dependent endocytosis. The record is from RefSeq and is a predicted model, not a curated record. Gene Ontology annotation, cellular component: cytoplasm.
AGUCGGCGAUGGCUGGAAUGGUGUGAUGGCUGCGGCCUCUCGUCGUCAUCUCGGCAACAGGAAGAAAAUGUUAGCAGAUUUGAAACUCUUCUAACUGAACUUACCAACAGGUCCGCUCGGACUUCAUCUCCCCCAACCCCAGCAGGCAUUUAAGUCAGCCUUUAAAGAAGACGAAGGGGGGAGAAAAAAAAAAUAAAAUAAUGUCGCUGUUCCAAUCGGCGCUCGAUUUCCUCGCCGGGCCCGGCUCGGUCGGAGCGGCAAGCCGGGACCAGAACGACUUUGUGGGGCAGAUGGUCGAGCUGGGCGACAUGAAACUGCGGAUCAAGAGAGUGAUUGCGGAAGGUGGCUUCGCCUUUGUGUACGAAGCCCAGGAUAUCAGCAAUGGUAAAGACUACGCUCUCAAGCGGCUCUUGUCCAACGAGGAUGAGAAGAACAAGGAAAUAAUCCAGGAGGUUUGCUUCAUGAAAAAGCUGUCGGGACAUCCCAACGUGGUCCAGUUCUGCUCAGCCGCCUCUAUUGGCAAAGAGGAGUCGGACACGGGACAGGCCGAGUUCCUCAUCCUAACUGAGCUCUGCAAAGGCCAGCUGGUGGACUUCCUGCGGCGGGUGGAGCAGCGCGCCCCUGUUUCCUGCGAUACAGUGCUGAAGAUUUUCUACCAGACGUGCCGCGCUGUGCAGCACCUGCACAAACAGAAGCCCCCAGUUAUGCACAGAGACCUCAAGAUUGAGAACUUGCUGAUUAGUAACCAAGGAACCAUCAAAUUGUGCGACUUUGGCAGCGCCACCACUGUGGCACAUUACCCCGACUACAGCUGGUCAGCACAGAAGAGGUCCAUGGUGGAGGACGAGAUCACGAGGAACACCACUCCAGCGUACCGGACCCCGGAAAUGAUCGACCUGUACUCCAACCACCCCAUCAAUGAGAAGCAAGACAUCUGGGCCCUGGGCUGCAUCCUCUACCUGUUGUGCUUCAAGCAGCACCCGUUCGAGGAGGGCGCCAAGCUGCAGAUCGUCAACGGGAAGUACUCCAUGCCGCAGAAUGACACCAAGUACACAGUCUACCAUGACCUCUUACGCUCCAUGUUGAAGGUGAACCCAGUGGAUCGUCUCUCCAUCACAGAGUUGGUGAACCAGCUUCAGGAAAUAGCGGCGGCACGAAACGUCAACCCCAAGUCUCCCAUCAUUGAGCUCCUGGAGCAGAAUGGAGGGUUCGGGAGUCACGGGGCCGUGGCUACGACAAUGACAGCGGCGGUGGCACCCUCGCAGAUACAACACAAUGUACACAGCAAUGCAGGCAUCUAUGAUCCCGACCAGUCAGGCAGUGGCUUUCUGGACAUCCUCAAAGGAGGAACUGAGCGCUUCCUGACCAACAUCAAAGAUACCUCCUCCAAGGUCAUCCAGUCCGUAGCCAGCUAUGCCAAAGGUGAUCUGGAUAUAUCUUACAUAACCUCCAGAAUAGCAGUCAUGUCAUUCCCGGCGGAAGGGGUGGAGUCGGCGAUUAAGAACAACAUCGAGGAUGUGCGCCUAUUCCUGGAUUCGCGGCACCCAGGACACUACGCCGUCUACAAUCUCUCCAAGCGGUCAUACAGGCCGUCCCGCUUCCACAACCGGGUUUCUGAAUGCAAAUGGCAGGUGCGCCGUUCGCCUAACCUACGCAGUCUGUAUAGCGUGUGCAAGAACAUGCACCAGUGGCUCAAGCAGGACCAGAGGAACAUCUGCGUGGUCCACUGCCUGGACGGCAGGGCAGCGUCUGCUGUGGCUGUUUGCUCCUUCCUAUGCUUCUGUCGCCUCUUCACCACGGCCGAGGCGGCAGUCUACAUGUUCUCCAUGAAACGAUGCCCGCCCGGCAUAGCCCCCUCACACAAGAGGUACAUUGAGUACAUGUGUGACAUGAUGGCAGAGGAGCCCAUCAUCCCGCACUGCAAGCCCAUGGCGAUCCGCGCUAUCAUAAUGACACCCGUGCCACUCUUCAACAAACAGCGCAAUGGUUGUCGGCCCUUCUGCGAGGUCUACGUUGGCGACGAGAGGGUCCUCACCACCUCGCAGGAGUAUGACAGAAUGAAGGAUUUUAAAAUGGAGGACGGAAGCGCAGAGAUUCCCCUGAAUGUGACCGUCCAAGGAGACGUGUUGGUGGUGAUAUACCAUGCCAGGUCCACGCUGGGAGGACGUCUGCAGGCCAAGAUGGCCUCCAUGAAAAUGUUUCAGAUCCAGUUCCACACAGGUUUCGUCCCAAGAAAUGCCACCACUGUGAAGUUUGCCAAGUACGACCUGGAUGCCUGCGACAUCCAGGAGAAAUAUCCAGACUUGUUCCAGGUCAACCUGGACAUCGAAGUAGAGCCCCAUGACCGACCAAAUGCCAAGACCCCGCCAUGGGAAGGCUUCCAAACCAAGGGCCUCAACCCCAAAAUCCUCUUCUCAUCUCGCGACGAGCAGCAGGAGAUCCUCAGCAAGUUUGGUAAACCGGAACUGCCUCGUCAGCCAGGAUCCUCAGCAUUCUAUGACUCCAGUUUACCGCCACAGCAGCCUGAGGAAAAGCCGGAAAACUCUACCGCCACGGAACAGGAAUCUCCCAUGAGCAGUGACACUAACACCAACAACUUCUUCCAGACGCUAGAUUGGGAAGACGUCGGCGGGCCUCAGGAUGCCUCGGGUAUCCAAAUGGGAGGCUCCGCGAAUGACCAAGAAGACCUGAGCGACCACUCAGAAGAAGAGUCCUACUCGUACUCGGCCCCCAGCGGAGAACCUCUGUCGCGGGACACCAGUGAGCCGCUCUUUGAAGCCGACUUCCAGACUCCACCCCCCACCGAGGAGUUUCCCGCCAAUGACACAGCCGACCUGUUAGGUUUGAACUCCGAACCCCAACUCCCUCCACCGACGUCCUCAGCUGGCAUGAAGGCCUCCUCCAGCCACAGCGACCUGCUCAACGACCUGUUUGUGUCACCAGCUGGACACAUGGCGGCCGAGGAGGACUUGUUCUUCGGCAGCUCCAAACCCACGAGCGACCCAUUCGACCUGUUCGGGAUGGGCUCCAGCUCCAGCGUGGGCUCGUCACGGCAGGCCUCUGGACCAGACCUGUUCGGGGACUUGAUAGGUUCCGACAGUUCGGCACCGGCAAAAGCCGCUCCAACUUCCAAUCCUAGCCUCUUUAACCUCAAUAAAUUAGUGAACAAUGCUCCCAAGAUGACAUCAUCAGCCAGUCACCCAGACCUUCUGGGUGGAUGGGACAGCUGGGCGGCGAGCACAUCUGCGGGCAUGAGCUCCACUGCCAGCAGGCCCACCUUCAUCAGUACAGCUUCUAGCAUGUCGUCCAUGUCCAAGGCCAAGUCUCAGACCUUCGAUCCCUUCGCCGACUUGGGGAACCUGGGCUCCAAUUUACCAAGUUGUACUAACAGUAACUUCUCCGGGCCUACCAAAGCACCACCGUCGUCGUCGUCUUCCUCUUCGUCUUCGACAAACCCUCAAAGUUCCUCAUCCUGGCAGCCUGGCAGAGCCCCCCAGGGCCACAACAAGUCCUGGAAGUCCGGAUCCGGGUCUGCACCCAAAGCAUCGGCAGCCUCCCAGCCCGCUGGCCCGCAGGUCACCAAGCCCAACUACAACCUUAACUUUCCGAGCGUUAUCGGAGGUCGUGAGGAGAGAGGCAUUCGGGCUCCAGGAUUCGGCCCCAAGCCCAAAGUCAAGGAGGACGACUUUGGGGACCUGCUGUCCACUCAGGGCUUUUCAUCCAAGACAGAUAGAAAAGGGCCCAGGACCAUUGCAGAAAUGAGAAGGCAGGAGAUCACAAAAGAAAUGGAUCCCCUUAAACUGCAGAUCUUGGACUGGAUUGAGGGCAAGGAGAGGAACAUUCGUGCGCUGCUGUCUACGCUGCACACAGUGCUAUGGGAGGGCGAGACCCGCUGGAGGCCGGUGGGCAUGGCCGACCUGGUGACACCCGACCAGGUGAAGAAGUUCUACAGGAAGGCCGUCCUGGUGGUGCAUCCAGAUAAGGCGACUGGCAAACCUUACGAGGACUACGCUAAGAUGAUCUUCAUGGAGUUGAAUGACGCCUGGUCAGAGUUUGAGAACCAGGGAUCCAAAGCUCUCUUUUAGUAGAAAAAAAAAUGACACCCACACAAAAAAGAAGCCGGUCCGAACCAGGACUGGAUUUGAAAAAAUAUCGAGCCCCCCUGGGGCCUGAUUGGACAGGACUGAACCCACAUUGGGCCUUCCUUUUUGAGAGGGUAGUUGCACAGCCUCUGGGAGGUGUCCUCUCUUUCACUUUCUCUCCACAUCCUUACUACACCUUUAAGGAAAAAAAAUCCCUCUUCACUACCUUUCUACUUGCUGCAGAAAUCCAAGGAGUGACAAUCAGAGAGAGAACGAGGAAUUCCAGAAUGCUGAUGAACCGUCACAGAUUUUACAAACAAAAAAAUGCUACAUGCUAAAAUGCUAACAGCUGAUGUAUUGGUGCCUGUCAGUAUUGCGGACAAGCGUACAAAAUGGCUGCCAAACACUAAACGUAAUGCUUCUGCCAUUACAAUUGUUGCCACAUUUGCACUCAUACAUAUCCUAGUUAGCCUAGUGCUAAUUUCUGACAACAAAGCAACACCCACAUAAACAAAAGUGCUCUUUUUUUUGUUUUGUUUUUUUGUUUUUUGUUUUUUUGAAAGCCGUCCACUCGUGCUAUGCUUCGUUGCUAACCACUAACAAUUAGGCUCUUAAAGAUAGUGCGUUGAAUAUUCAGUUAGCGCCAUGCUGCACUUCAGCUAUUUACUAGCUUAUGCGGUUAGCAUCGGUUGCUAACAUCUGAGCUGAUGAUUUUGAUUGACAUCCAUCAACCGGAACAGGGUGAGUGAUUGAUCAGGUUUACAUAUUUUUGGGGGGUCCAUUGUGUGUGUAAUUAUUGUAAAUACAAAACAUCAAGUGACUUUGUGAAGAUUAUAUUUGAGUGGCAGGUCUUUGUACGUGUGUGAUUUUUAAGAAUGACAUCACACGCUGUUGUUAAUUGACUUCAUUGUUUUAGUUCACAUUUUUACCUCAUGGACCAAUCUGAUCACUUUUCUUAUUUAUUAUUAUUAUUGUUAUUAUUAGUUGUUGUUUUUGACAUUUUGUUCAUACCUGAUAAGAAUUGGGAGAAAGCAUUGGUCAGUUUUUCAUAUAUUAGAGAGUGAGUGGGACCUCUUUGAUUUCAUUCCAAAGUUUAAUAAGAAUUUGCUUUUUACAAAUAUAUCCUAUUUUGUUGUUUUACAGCUUUGUCUUUUUUUACUUGCUUUUUUGUUGCCAGUUUUUGAUUUGACAAUAUGAUCAUAAGUAUAAGGACAGACAAUAUCAAUACAGUUUUACUGUACCAGACAAAUUAUGGCAUAACUCAUAAACACGAAUGUAGAAAAAAAGGUGAUUAAAAGUUAUGAGGGAAAUA